This is a messenger RNA of Orbicella faveolata, 1262 nucleotides long. RefSeq lists its product as uncharacterized. Gene Ontology annotation, biological process: purine ribonucleoside salvage; purine nucleobase metabolic process. The record is from RefSeq and is a predicted model, not a curated record. Gene Ontology annotation, molecular function: adenosine kinase activity. NCBI's taxonomy places the organism in Eukaryota, Metazoa, Cnidaria, Anthozoa, Scleractinia, Merulinidae. Gene Ontology annotation, cellular component: nucleus; cytosol.
CCAAACCUUAAGCCGAAGGUAAAAUCGUAGUUCUGAGAUAGGAUCAACGAAAAAAAAAAAAAAACUAAUUAACUACACUAGAACGAAUGCAACACCCUAUGGAAUGGGCUUGGGACAUAUCGUAUCUUAUAACUUGUUCAGGCAUGUCUAAAAUUUCAUCACAGCUAGGUUUGCGCAUCAUUUUAGACAGAACAUGAAUUGAUAAAAUGAUUAUAGUGCCACUCCAAGCUGGUAAUAAUCUAUUUUAACCUCUGUCUAUCAUUAUUAGUAACUAGAAAAUCUCAUUUUAAAUCUGUAUUUAAUCCAUACUUUUCCUGAUCUACUUCAAAUCCACUUAUUUUCCAUUCCUUUUUUGUCCUUCCGACAAAUUUUAGUAAGUUAUCCAAAUGUUACAGAGAACUUUAAAGCUAUUAUUAUAAUCAGUGGUACUUUUAGUUGGCAAACCUAGACCUCGGUGAGAAUGUGGGAAAAUGUAAGACAAAUGUAACAUCCAUAUACAGUGGAACCUCUAUACAACAAAGUCCUCGGAAUAACGGAUAUUCCUCGCCCCAGUAAUAGUAAUAUAUAUGGAAAAGAACCUUGUUACAACAAAACCUCAUCAUAGCAAACAUAUCUUGUCAGUCCUUUGGCCCUUCUUUAUAUCAAGGUUUCACUGUAUAUACAUGUACAUGCAAGUCACCCCUCGAAGAAAUAGUGGAAUGGUACCUAGAGAAGAUAUCUGCCCGCAAAUUCUUUAUUGCAUUCUCUUAAUCCUUUGAGAGAGGUUUCUUUGUGAGUAACUAGUGCAUUCAAGUGGAUGCUGUUUUCUUCAUUUUCCCUCCAGGAAGCUACAGUUUUUGCCAAAGAGCAUGAUUUUAAGACAGAAGACAUUAAAGAAAUUGCAAUGAAAAUGGGUGCUCUUGAUAAAGUCAACAAAAGCCGUCCUCGCACUGUGGUGAUAACACAAGGAAAGGAACCUACUAUAGUUGUUAAAGAUGGUAAAGUCACAGAAUACCCAAUCAUUCCCAUAAAAGAAGAAGACAUAGUGGAUACUAAUGGAGCUGGUGAUGCCUUUGUAGGAGGUUUCCUCAGUCAGUUGGCUCAAGGAAAAUCAGUGGAUGACUGUGUUCGCUGCGGACACUAUGCUGCUAAUUACAUGAUAAAGCAGUCGGGUGUCACGCUAACAGAUAUUCCAAACUUUUCGUAGCGCUGCGUGACUGCAAACUAGGGAAAUAGCAUUUACUCCUCCUUGCAAACGUCAAUAAACCAAUGUUUUACUAUAA